This is a messenger RNA of Dioszegia hungarica, 1029 nucleotides long. RefSeq lists its product as uncharacterized. NCBI's taxonomy places the organism in Eukaryota, Fungi, Basidiomycota, Tremellomycetes, Tremellales, Bulleribasidiaceae. Bases 1 to 1029 code for a protein of 342 amino acids. The record is from RefSeq and is a predicted model, not a curated record. The transcript is spliced from 5 exons.
AUGUUCUCUCCUCGUGUCCUCUUCGGCCUCGCUGCCAUCCUCGGCAUGACGGUCACCCACGCCGCCGCCCGUACCGUCGAGAUCCGCUACAACGGCGAAGCCAAGAACCUCGUUGUCUUCAACGGUCAGCCCGACAACAAUGUCAUCUCCAUCCCCAUCGAGCCCAGCGGUGACCUGAUCGGCAGCGAGGCGUUCAAGUUCAAAGUCAAGGCCGCCGAGGGUGAGGGGAAGCGCAAGGAGACCAGAUGCGAGGUGAAUGGCAAUUGGGGUACCUCGGAAGACCUGGUAGUAUUCCAUAUCAGCGAUGAGCCCGAGGACUGGGUGAUGCCUUGUGGCAAGGUCAGCGGGUUCAAGGCCACCUGUGAGGGCUUGGGCGACCAGGGGUGGUUCAAGGGUGACCUAUCGUCCCAAGGGGCUGCCGCACCUCAACACGAAGGACCCUUUCUACUCUUGUCCCGUAUCGACUGUGCGGUCGAACGCGAGACGACAAUGCACUACAGACCGCGGGAUGAUAAGACAGCAUCUGGUCUGCAAUUUGCCCGACUCUGCUCGCAUCAAACAAGACCGCAUCAAAGAAUCAUCCGCAGUAUGCUCUCUCCGCAAAUUCUCUUCGGCCUCGCUGCCAUCCUUGGAGUCACUCAGGUCAUCGCUCGUACUGUGGAGAUCCGGUACAAAGGCGACGACAAGAACCUCGUCACUUUCGAUCCGAGCAAGCCCGAGAGCAAUGUCAUCUCGAUCCCCAUCGAGCCCAACGGCAACCUGAUCGGCAGUCAAGCGUACCGAUUCAAGGUGAAGGGCGUUGAGGGGAAGCGAAAGGAAGCUUCCUGGACCAGAGCUGACAAGCUCUUACAGUGCGAGGUGAACGGGAGCUGGGCUGCCAAGGAAGACAUUGUCAUCUUCAACAUCAACGGCGAUGAGCCCGAGGACUGGGUGACGCCGUGUGGCGUGUUCGGCGGGUUUGAGGUGACCUGCGAAGGGAUGAGCAGGUGCGCUCAGGCGAUACCCAAGCAGGAAGGCAGACCCCUCUGA